Xenopus laevis (African clawed frog) is the source of this 1936-nucleotide messenger RNA. RefSeq names its product NCK adaptor protein 1 S homeolog (gene nck1.S). Gene Ontology annotation, molecular function: ephrin receptor binding; signaling adaptor activity; receptor tyrosine kinase binding. The record is from RefSeq and is marked validated. Lineage: Eukaryota; Metazoa; Chordata; Amphibia; Anura; Pipidae. Gene Ontology annotation, cellular component: cytoplasm; cytosol; endoplasmic reticulum. Gene Ontology annotation, biological process: positive regulation of endoplasmic reticulum stress-induced intrinsic apoptotic signaling pathway; enzyme-linked receptor protein signaling pathway; cell migration.
UGGUUGAUAUCUGUGCUGGGGCACAUGUUGCCAGGCUCUGGGAGCGCGCCCUCCAUACCCUGAUCCGCUGUCUCUCUCAGAUGGAUUUCCUUGCUAUGAAGAAGUGAGUUGGAUUGUAUAAGGUCAGCCAUACCUAAGUGUUGGAAGAGUUGAUGUGGAUGUUGAAGGAUCAACAUUGUUAGAAGAUGACAACAGAAGAGGUGGUUGUAGUGGCCAAGUUUGAUUAUGUGGCUCAACAGGAUCAAGAAUUGGACAUAAAGAAGAAUGAGCGGCUGUGGCUUCUGGAUGAUUCAAAAUCCUGGUGGCGUGUCCGCAACGCUAUGAACAAAACUGGAUUUGUGCCUUCAAACUAUGUGGAAAGGAAGAACAGUGCACGAAAAGCCUCCAUUGUUAAAAAUUUGAAGGACACACUGGGUAUUGGAAAAGUAAAGCGUAAACAAAGUAUGCCUGACUCUGCUUCUACAGCAGAUGAUGGUUUGCCAGAUGCUGAACGGCUGUAUGACCUGAACUUGCCUGCUUACGUGAAGUUUACAUACACCGCAGAGAGGGAGGACGAGCUCUCCCUGGUGAAGGGCACCAAGGUCAUUGUUAUGGAAAAGUGCAGCGACGGCUGGUGGAGGGGGAGCUACAAUGGACGUGUAGGAUGGUUUCCUUCAAACUAUGUAACAGAAGAGAACGACAGCCCUUCCGGAGACCAAGUUGGUACAUUGACUGAGAAACUGGCGGCUGUUGUCAACAAUCUUAACAAUGGGCGAUCACUUCAUGUGGUCCAGGCUUUAUACCCAUUUAGUUCCUCUAAUGAGGAAGAGCUCAACUUUGAGAAAGGAGAAGUCAUGGAUGUGAUCGAGAAGCCAGAAAAUGAUCCUGAGUGGUGGAAAUGUCGGAAGAGUAACGGCCUUGUGGGUUUGGUACCAAAGAACUAUGUUACUAUAAUGCAGAACUUUCAGCCCACUCCAAGUGUUGAGCCUUUACCACCACGUUGUGACUACAUUGGACCUUCUGCAUCUGGAAGGUUUGCAGGGAAUCCAUGGUAUUAUGGAAAGGUGACAAGGCAUCAAGCAGAAAUGGCUCUCAACGAACGAGGAAAUGAAGGCGAUUUCCUUAUCAGGGACAGUGAAUCUUCGCCGAAUGACUUUUCUGUUUCACUGAAAGCCCAAGGGAAAAACAAGCAUUUCAAAGUGCAGAUGAAAGACUGUGUGUAUUGCAUUGGCCAGCGCAAGUUUUCCAGCCUGGAGGAGUUGGUAGAACAUUACAAAAAGGCCCCAAUUUUCACCAGUGAGCAAGGGGAAAAACUCUAUCUAAUCAAGGCCCUGUCAUGAGGAUACAGCACGGGACAUGGACUUCCCACCGACCAACCAAACAAUUUUGGUGCAUUCUCUGAAAUACCUAAAAAUAUGGGACAGAAGUCAAUGAAAGGACCAAAGGCUUCACCGGGCCCGACUGUUAAGAGCACCUUCUCUAUUCUUAACUGCCAUGUGAUAUUUCACCAUUAUGAAUUGGAUUAUACGUUAUUACUGAUUGUUUUCUCACUCUUUGUACCCUGUUACUGCAACUUUAUACAGACUGGUUGCCUCCUCUGCACUUGGAGAUAUGGCUGUAAUUUACUCAGAACGAGCCCUUCACCGUGAUACAUUUCUACAUAUCACUUAUCUACAAGCUGCUUCAUGUGUUUAUUUGUUGUCCUUUAUUCUCUCUUGAACUAUUCAUUUAAAAGCAAUCAGCUUGGACAUUCUUCUACAAAUAUUGGUUUUAAUGGUUCUUCGUGAUAUUUCAUAUUUAUUUGUUUACAAACCAUGAUAGUCUUUUUUUAGGUUUAUUGCUGGUCCAGAUGGUUUUUAAUGCGCCAGAUCUUGUGAGUGCACGAAAGUGAGAGUUUCAAGGCUAAGACUAGUGAAUAUAAGUGUGCGACCUGUUCCAUAAAACAAAAAUCUUGAUA